AUGAAUGAGUUAGAAAAUAUUAUUGAAGAGUAUAUCUCUCCCGAAAAGGUUAUGUUUAAUUAUGAUAAAGAAAAAAAAAUAGAAUUAAUUUAUGAAAAGAACAAAGAUAAGGAGGAAAAUAAAAUAAGAAAUGAAAUUUUAAAAAAAAUAGUAGAUAUGAUUGAGAAUGAUAUAAAUGAACAAAAGGGAAAAUUUACAGAAAAUAGUUUAAAUGAGGUAAAUAAUAUAAGAGAUGGUAAUAAUAUAAAUAAUUCAGGUAAUAAAAUGUCGAUGUAUAAUAAAUUAAUUGAAGUAAUUAAAAUUUUAAAAAAAUAUUUCUAUUGUAAUGAAAAUUUGAAAAGAGGGUUUGCUGUAAAUUUAAUGGCAAACAUUUUUGAUAAGAUAAACAUAAGUGAAUUAGAUUUAGAAUAUUUUAAAUCUAUAAUAUUUUUUUUUAUUAAAAAAAUAGAAGAUUGGCAUUGUAUUAAUGGAGUCAUAAAAUUUUUUUUAAUUAUAUUAGAAAAAUACAGAGAUAUUUUAAGAACUAUUAAAUAUUCAAAUGAAAAGACAGUAUUAUAUAAAAAUUUAUUUAUUUUAAAAAAAGAAAAAGAAAAAAGUUUUUUAACAAAAGAGAGAAAAAGAGAUAACAUGAAAAAUUAUUUCUUUAAAUAUGAUGAAAAUGAUAACGAAGAGGAAAAUAAAAGUGAAGAUAACUCGGAUGUAGAAGGAAAUAUAUAUGAAGAAGAAAAUUAUUAUGAUGAAGUAGAUUAUAGUGAUGAUGAAUAUGAAAAAGAGCUUAUAAAUGAAGAUAUAGAAGAUGAAGAUGAAACAGAAGAAGAAAAUGUAAAAGAAGAAAAUUUAUGUGUUGUUUAUAAAAUUCUAAAGCAUUUAUUUAAACAUAUACAUGCACCAAGUUAUUUACAAAGUAUAAGAUUAUCUUACUAUAAAAUAAUUUUAAUUUCUUUAGAGGAAUUUAAAAGAGAAAUUUCUUCUAUUUCUAAUUUUAUUGAUAAAAUUCAAGUUCAAUUAGAAAAUGAAUCUGAUCCACGAAACAUUUUAGUUUUGUUUGAUAUUAUAUAUACAUUAUGUAAUAAAUAUAUAUCACCAAUUGAGAGUAAUAAUAAUAUUAUAAAUAUAAAUGAAAAUGAGUCAUCUGACGAAAAAGAGUAUUCUUAUAUACCAUAUGAUGAUCCAAAUAAUAUCAAUAAUAAUAGCGUUUCAGAUAAUAACAAUAAACAAAAAAAAGAAACAAAUUUUUAUUUAAAUGAAAAUUCUUUAUUUACAUAUGAAAGAGAGACAAACUAUUUAAAAUCAAUUAUAGAUAUAGCUUUUUAUUACUUUCCUAUAGAAUUUAUAAAUAGCGAUAUGAAAUAUGAAAGUAUUACAGAAGAUGAAUUACAACUCUCUUUCUUUAAAUGUUUAAAAUCAAAUAAAAGGUUAGGUAAUUACGUGAUAAUGAAUAUAUUAGAUCAAUUUUAUAAUUCUGAAAAUGAUGAAUUAAGUGAAAAAAAUUUUAAAAAUAUUAUAAAAGCAUUAGAGAUAUGCAUCCCUUAUUAUGGUUGUUUAUGUUCAUCAAAAUUUAUUGCUACUGUAUUGGGUUUAAUUGACUUAGAAUGCAUUGAAAAUAAUUCUAAUGAUAAAAUAACAGAUUAUUUUAUAGAUAUUCUUUUAAUAUUUAUAAACGUUCUUAAUAAAGAAAAUGAAAAUGUGAAAUAUUCCUUGUUUAAUAAAUAUUUUAUUAAUAUGUUUAAAAAAUUUCAAAAAUAUCUUAUAUUGCAUAAAAUUAUGUAUGAAAAAACAAAUUACAGAAUUUCUGAUGCAAUAGAACUAUUAAAUAAUGGAUUUAAUAACCAUGAUUUUACAUUUAAUCAUUUAAAUAAUAACAACAAUUCCUUUUCAUCUAAUAAAAUGAUUAACAAAAAAGAGAAAGAUAUCAGAUAUGAAGAAAAUGAAGAACGUUCUUCUGAUUAUGUAACAAAAUUUAAUGCAACUAUUAUAAAAGAAAGCGAUUUUAUACCAAAUCAUUUUGGCUUAGAUACUAAUAACUUUUCUGAUUCUUCUUCUUGUAACUCAUCUGAUUUAGACGAGGAUUCACUUUAUAUGUCUAAAAAUUAUGAAAAUAAUGUGGAUGGUAGUGAAACAAGUGAAAGAAAUAUAUUCACUAUAAUAAAAGAAAAAAAUGAAAUUGAAAAAAUAAAAGAGAAAAAACAAAAGGAAAAAAAAAAAAAUAAAAUAAAAAUGGAUAAAUUUCAUGUUAUAGAAAAAAUUCUUAUAUGCAUAUCAAAAGGUAAUAGUUACAUCUUUCUAUAUAUACUUAAUAUUAUAAUUAAACCAAUACUAAAAGAAUGCUAUUAUUUAAUAAAUUUUUUAACUAAUGAAAAUAUGGAAAAAGUAGAUGACGUUAAAGAUUAUACUGAUAAUAAUAGUAAUACAAAAAAUAUGUUUGAAAAAGAAACAUUAGAUAAUUUGAAUAAUAACUUAAUUUAUUUUAACAGUAAUGAAAAGGGUGAUUAUAAAUUUAAUAAAAAAAUAAAAAAAAGAUGGGAUUUAUUAUCAAUGUAUAUAAAUUUUUUAAAUAAUUUACUGGAAAAAAGUGCAAACAUAGAUGAAAUAAUAUUAUGUGAUAUUUGUUUUAUAGAGGAAAUUUAUAUAAUUAUAGAAAUUUUAAAGAAAGGAAAAAGUAUUUUUUUUCACAAAUACUACGAUUGUGGUUUAAAUCUGUUUAAUAUCUUGUCAAAUUUUAUAUGCAUGCAUACUAUAAAAGAAAGUACUUUUCAAAGUAAUAUAUUUUUCUUUAAGGGAAUUUUUUCUUUUUUUUAUAUAAUUGGAAUACAUACAACAAUUGAAAAGAUGAAUUUUUUUUAUGAAUAUCAUAAUAACUUUUAUGAAAUAAAAAUAGACAACUUUCUAUAUGUAGAUUUAUGGAGAAAUAAUAUAAUUAAGAAUUAUUUCAAUAUUUUAAAUGAUAUUAAAUAUAACAAUGAAAAUAUCAUUAAAAAAAAUAGUGAUUAUAAAGAAAAUGGCUUAUUUUUCUUUCUUAUUAUAAUAAAUAAACUCAUAAAAUAUAAAUAUGAGAAAAUUCAAAAUUACAUUAACAUAAUUUUAAUUAAUUUAUGUUUGUUAGUAUUGAAAUUAUAUUUUUGUGAAUAUAAAUAUUUAGAUUUUUAUUUUAAUCAUUUAAAUAAAAUAUAUCAAAUGGAUAUUCCCUGUCUUCUUUUCUUAUCUACGAAUUUAUCUUCUUUUAUCUUGAGAUAUUUUUUUAAUUAUAUAGAAAAAAUAAAAAAUAGUUAUUUAUAUAUAAAAAAUAAUCUUGAUAUGCAUAGAGAAAAUAAUAAUAUUUCUUAUUUUAAAAAAGCAGAUGAGAAUGCACCUAAUGAAGAAUCAAAAAAUUCUUAUAUGAAUAUUUUCAAUAUAUUCAAUGGUAAUAAUGAUGAUAAUAACAAUGAUAAUAGCAGCAAUAAUAAAGGUAUACAUAAUAAACAUGAUAUGAAUGAAAAAAAUGUAAAUAAUUAUAAUGUUGAAAAUUAUAUGUAUUAUAAUAAUGAAGAUAAUAUAUGUAAACUAAGAAAUAAUAAAGAAAAGUUGACAAAUAUGGAUAAUUUAUCAAAGGAAUUUGUUUAUGAUGAAAACAGUUAUGUUCAAAACUCCAAAAUGAUUGAGGAGUUAUAUUUAUUUGUAUGUCAGAAAAAACCUCCAAUAUAUUAUUUAAAUAAAAAAUAUAUAAAAUUAGGAAAUACUCUUAAUGUAAAAAAUUUGUUUUUUUAUAAGAAUGAACAAACAUUAAAUCUUGAUGUUAACGAAAAUAUUUAUAUAAAUGAUAUUGAAAAAAGAGAAACUGAAAAAAAAUAUGAAAAAGCAAACGAAAAUAAACAAGAAGACGAAAAAUAUAUUAUUAUUAAUAAGUAUCUAGAACAUGAUGAAAUUAUUUAUUUCUAUUUCUAUUUUAUUUUGAAUUUAGUAUAUCUUCACAUUUAUUAUACCUACAUUAAAACAAGGUACUCUUUAAAGAGUAAUGGAGAAUUUUCUAUAAAUAUGAAUGAAGAAAAAUUAAAAAAUGAAAAUAAUUAUGAAAAAAAUAUAAAUAAUCAAAUUUUAAAUAAUGAAAAAAUAAAAAUUUUAUAUGAUUCAUUUAUUUCUAUAAAUAAUUUGGAAAUAUUUGAACUAUGCAUAAAUUAUAUGUAUGAAGAAAAAAUUAUUAAAAAUGUUUUUUUAAGAAAAAUAAAUCUUGAUAGAUUUUCUUGUUCAAUGAAAAAAGAUGAUUUUGAAGAAACAAAUUUAAAAAAUAUAAAAAUCAUUAAUGAUAAGGAAAUUAUAAAUUAUUAUUCACAUUAUUUGAACAAUUUGACAAAUUUCAUUAAUAUCAAUAAUGUAAAUGAUUUAGAUUUAAAUGAUGUUAUUUCAAAAAAAUUAGAGAAUGAUAUCAAUAAUGAUUUCAAAAAUAAAUUGAUAGGAUAUCUUAAAGAUAAUAAUUUUUUUAUAAAUUUAAUGACUCUAGAAACGGAUAGGUUUUUAUAUGUUUUAAAAACAUCCUUACUAAUAAAUCUUAUGUAUGAAAAAUUAGAUAAUCAUAAAAAUGACAAUAACAACAAUAAUAAUAGUUUAUUAUUUGUGAAAUAUUUGUACCAUAAAUUAAAAAAAAAUCUUAAUUACAUUUUUAUUUUUCUCAGUAAAAUUAAAAAAAAAGAGUUUUUAGAAAAUUGCAUUGAUCAUUGUUUGAGUAAUAAUAAAUCAAUACAUUUAAGUGAAAAUGAUAUGUUUUAUAUAAUUUUUAAAGAUGAGCAUAAUAAUUUAAAUAAUUUUCCUUUUGAAUUUAAUUCAGUGAAUGUUUUAUUGUUAUUAUUCAUUCCCUCAUUAUUAUCUAUUUAUAGUUAUAUUAGUAAAAGUUAUAUUUAUAAAAUUUUAAAACUAUGCAUGUAUAUAUUUUUAUAUAAUAUAUAUAAGACAAAUGAUUCUUUAAAUAAAUUAUAUAAUUACACUUAUAACAAUGAAAAUAAUAAACAUAACUAUAAUUCAUUGUGUUUAUUAAAAGAAGAAACUAUAUUAAAUGAUUAUGAUUUUAUUAUGAUUUUUUUAAAUGAAAAAAGUAAUAUUUAUUUUAGAAAUUUAUCAGAAAUAUUUGAUGAUAAAGAUAUCAGAAAAUGCUUAGAAAUAAUUGAUUAUGUAAAUAUGAAAAGUAUGUAUAAAUGUUCUUUACAAAUUAUGUCUAUUAUAUUGCAUAAUUCUAAAUGUGAAAAAGAAAUGAUAAAUUUUGCAUAUAUUCAUUUUGAUUUAAAAGAUUAUUUUACUAUAUCUUUAAAAGAUACAUUAAUUUUUAAAAAUAUUAUUGAUCAUUUUAUUAAUAUAUAUAAAUCUUUUAUCAAUAAAUUCAGUGAAGAAAGCAGUAGUUUUUCUUUUUUAAAUUUUUUAAAUAAAAUAUUUGGUGUAUCAUUUAAAAAUAAUGAAGAAGAAAAUAUAAAUACAUUAUUUUUUUUAUUUGACAAUUUAUACUUUAAAAAUAUAGAAUUAGAUAAAUAUGACAAUGAAAAAAAUGAUAAACCAAACAAUAUGCAUACAAAACAAAAUAUAAACGAAAAUAGAAAAUAUCAUAAGAGUGUAAUUGAUAUAAAUAUAAUGGACGAACACUAUUUAAAAAUGAAUAUGGAAAUAAAAAAUAAUGAUAAUCAUACCUUAAAAUAUAAUUGGGAUUAUUUAAAAAAAGUAGAUCAAUUUUCAUUGAACAAUAUAAAUUUGUUGAACAUAAAAAAAAUUUUUUCUAAAAAUAAUGACUUAGAAAAAAAAAAUGAUAAUGACAAUUUUUAUUUCUUUUGUCAUUUCCUUUUUUCUCUUUUUCAGAAUUUUUCGAUUUUUUAUGAUUUAUGUUUUUAUAUAAAUGAAAAUGAUGUCAAUUAUAAAGAAGAAAAUAUUGAAAACCUAUACAAUGAUUUAAAUAAUAACUUGGAUAAUCAUAUGUUAAUACUUUUUUAUUAUAAUUAUAUCUCCAAUAUAUAUAACAAAAUAUUUUCAUACGUACAUAAUAUAGAUACUUAUUCAUUAUUUCACAAAGAGAAUUUUAAUAAUAUAUGCUUCACUCAAAACAAUAAUUUUAUUAAUUCGUAUAAAAGCAUUAUAAUUAAUUUUUUUUAUAAUAUUUAUAAUUAUCUUUUUUUUAUUGAUAUAAUAAAUAAAUAUAUUUCUAUAACGGAAUAUAUAUUUAUCAUAAAAAAGGAAAAUGUGUUUUUUAGACAUUCUUUACCAUAUGAUUUGAUUCAAAAAAAUGAAAAAACUGUGAAAUUUAUUGAAAAUUUUAUUUUAAACCAUAAUAUAAAAUCUGAUGAAGAUGAUUCAAAUAAGGAAAUUCAAACUUCUUUUCAUACUGAUACAAAAGAAAUAGAACAACAUAAAAGAAUCGAUUUACCAUUAAUUAGAGGUGACAAUGUAAAUGAAGAUUAUAUUGUAAAAAAAGAUUUGACAGAUGAAAAUAUUUGUGAAAGUAAAAAAAUAAACCAAAAUAUUUCUAACGAUUCUAAUAAUACUGAUUAUGAAAAUAAGAAUAAAAUUUUUAAGGAAAAUUUAAAGAAAAGAAAAAAAAAAAAAAUAAAUAAAUAUAAUUGUAAGUAUCUUAGUAUAAUUCAUGUAAUGACUAUUUUAUUAUUAAAUAUACCUUUUGAAGAAGUAAUAGAUAGUUACUUUAAAAUUUUAGAAAUAUGUAUACUAAAAGGAAUUAAUAAAAUAUCCAAUUUUUUUAUAAACAAAAAUAGUUAUCUUUAUAACAACAAAAAGUAUAUAAAUGAAAUUUUAAGAAAGAAUAUUAACAUAAUUCAGAAUAUAUUUAAUUCUGAUUGCAGAAACCAGUUAAAUGAAAAGAAUAAAGAAGAAAAUAAAUACAGAAAAAUAUUAUUAAGACAAAUUAUAUCAUUAAAUAUAGUAUUAUGUUUACGCUUGCUUUAUUUAAUAAUUAACUUAUUAAAUUACUACUUAAAGUUUAAAAGUAAAAUUAAUGUACACAAUGGAAAUACGGGUAAUAAAAAUUACUUAAAGGAAAAUUUAGAUUUUUUAUUAUCCUACAAAAAUAUAAUUAUCAAAAGUAUUAUGAAAAUAUUAAUUUCAGUUCCGUUAGCAUUAAUUAGAUAUUUAUGCGUUUAUAUUAUUUAUAUCAUUUCCUUUUUUAAUUAUGAGUCAUUUUUAUCUUAUUCUAUUAUUCAAGAUAUAAAAUGGUAUUUAUCUAUAGCCUCAGUUGAUCCUCAUAAAAAAGUUAGAAAAAUGGUAGUUUUGUGUAGAGCUAGAUGGAUGUAA
This is a messenger RNA of Plasmodium gallinaceum, 7251 nucleotides long. RefSeq names its product conserved Plasmodium membrane protein, unknown function. Lineage: Eukaryota; Apicomplexa; Aconoidasida; Haemosporida; Plasmodiidae. Gene Ontology annotation, biological process: iron-sulfur cluster assembly. The record is from RefSeq and is a predicted model, not a curated record. The transcript has 2 exons. The coding region runs from base 1 to 7251 and encodes 2416 amino acids. Gene Ontology annotation, cellular component: cytosolic [4Fe-4S] assembly targeting complex.